This is a messenger RNA of Funneliformis caledonium, 2265 nucleotides long. The record is from the annotation of a GenBank genome assembly. Lineage: Eukaryota; Fungi; Glomeromycota; Glomeromycetes; Glomerales; Glomeraceae.
AUGAAUGGAACGAAAGGCCCGUUAAAUAGUCCUCUAGAUAGUCCUCCAACAAGGUCUUUAUUUGAAUUUACUGAAAAAUCUGUUUUAAACCCUGUUUUAACUCUCGAUUUUCGCGUUUGCAGGUAUACCACCGGUGUCAUGGCAUUCUGUUUUGUGGUGGGUACCAAAAUUGAGAGCGCCAUUGUAGUUAAAGGCGAGGCAGGAAUGAGCAUUGCGGAACUCAAGGAUGCAAUCUACAAGAUGAAAAAGAAGUAUUUUGAAAAACAAGAAUAUGAUCCCAGCGAUUUGCAACUAUGGAAGGUGGAUAUUCCUGGCGAUGCAGAAAACGAUAAAUUCGUUAAACUGAGAACACUUGAAAGCAGAUCUCAUAAUGAAGAUACUAUUAUACAAGAGCUCGAAGGACAAAAGUUGACUAUAUUUAAGGAUUUUGGUGACGUUUUUAAUAGUAGCUCGAAGAACAUCCGCAUCCUCGUGCAACCGCCACCGCCUGCCACCACUGGCCUUAAACGGCCAAUUUCUGAUCAAAAUAUGAGACCUCGUAAACUUGUGAAGACCGAUGGUCCCGUGGAUGUAUCAGAAAAUUUUUGUGUUCCAUUUGAGGAGCUGGAUUCAACCCGUAUCCUGGGGGAUGCCAUAGCACAAAAUUUGUGCGUAUUCUUAGUACGACAUUUUCAAUCGGGAAAAACAUCUGUAUUACAUUAUUUAAGUAAUACCAAAGCAAAUUAUUUUUAUGUACACUCUUCAAAAUUAUUGGAUGGAUUCCUGUCUGGGUUGUGCAAACUGCUUUCCUUGAAUCAGUGUUCUAGCUGUGCCAGUUUUUGUGAUGCACUUGAGAAUAAAUACAAGGAGAAAAUAGUAAUUCUGAUUGAUGAAUUUGAUCGAUUCUUAUAUAACAGCAAGAAAAACAAAAAUUUUGAAUGCAUGAUUGAUGAAAUAAGAGAACUUACCAAACUCAUAAGUGAUAAGUCGAUUGGAAUCAAGUCUAUCGUUUACACUGGCACUUACUCAAUUGUUGCCAUGCUAAAAGACGGCGUUCCACAAAUUAGAAAGGUCAUUGAAUCAGCAUCACAGGAGAGCAUUGACAGUUUAUCAGGUGGUGACAGUUUAUUUGGGGAAGAAAGCGAAAGUGAAAGUUUAUCACAUGCUAGUAAACUUUUAGAACCUGAACCAAUUCCAUCUCCAUUAAACUCUGCUAAAACAAUACAGGCAUCUGAUUUCACUAGAGAACAGCAUAUGUCGUUUUUCAAAGAUAUCCAAGAAGAUAGGGAUAUUAGGAUAAACGAAGAUGUCCUAAAUGAUAUUUAUAGUGUCACUAACGGUUACGCCGGCUUAGAGGGUCUUUUGGCAUCGUUAUGCAUGGAAUAUUCUGUCAACGAAAAAUCUCUUGAAUUUGACAAGUGGAAUGAACGUUUCACGGAAUUUAGACGCAAUCCAACAAACCAUCAGAUUAAGGCGGUUAAUCACAUAGAAAAACACCUUUCCGAUCGUGAUGACAAACUUAUUGAAAAUGCUAAGAAUCUUUUAGAACGCUUCCUUCGAAGGGGGACUUUAUAUUCAUCGGAAAUCCGUGGGGAUGACAUAAGCGCCAUCAUGCACCUACAAGCAAUUGGCAUAAUAAAGGAUCUGGGCAGUGAACUUUUUGGGUUCACAUCUAAUAUCAUCUCUGAUUUAUUAUCAACCAACUAUUAUCCUUUAUAUAGAAAGGGGCUUGGAGCAAUCCCAGAUAUUAAUGAACCUCAAAAUUUCCUGAAAGAUGUCUUAGGACUUUUAACAUUCAUUCACCAUGAUGUAAUUUUUCAUCCUUUGGCCGCCAAUUUACACUCUUUCUCCGAAGCAAUUGUCCAAGGGGAACUUUAUGCCUUAUUACGCUCAGCUGUGUCUAAUCCGGUAUUCCGCCUCUUUCGUGAAACUCGAACUCUGAAAAGAUCUGAAAAAAAAUGCGAUCUUUGGUUGUGUAGUGACAGUAAAGAGUAUGGAAUUGAGUGCAAGGUUAAUUACGUUUCUAAUGAUGAAAUCGAUAGUGCAACUAAGCAGGCACUUGGGUACACAAAAGGACGGAAAAAUGCAUGUUCUAUGUUUCUCCUUAACUUUGUGCCAUCCGAUAGUAUUUCUGAAAAUCAUGAUUUUUAUUUUCCAUGUGUAAACCGUGGGGAAGGAUUCUACUUUGCAGUAGUACACAUAUUAUAUUCUAAAGCAAAUCGAAAUGCACAGAUCUUUCUCCAUGAUGAGGAACCCGAGGAAAUUCCUUUUGCAACAGAAAGAUAA